CUCAAAGUGUUGAUCUCAUAUCAGCGAGCUGUGGAAUGGAGAGCCCAUCUCUACUACGGCUGCUCUUGCUGACCGUGUCUCUGUGCUGCAGGCCCAACAAAGCCUCCCUGACUCUCAGGCCCAGCACAGCUCAGCUGUUGUAUGCUGAGUCUCUUUAUCUGAGCUGUGAGGAAGAUUCUGCUGGAUGGAUGGUGAAGAGGAACACGACCACAGAAAACAUGACAGAGUGUGGAGACACCUGGGGAAGACCAGAAGCUUCCUCCUGUGUGAUCAGUUACACUCUCUCAAAAGACAGUGGAGUUUACUGGUGUGAGUCCAGAGAGGGAGCAACCAGCAACACCGUCAACAUCACCAUCACUGAGGGUGAUGUGAUCCUGCAGAGUCCUGUCCUUCCUGUGAUGGAGGGAGCUGCUGUGACUCUGAACUGUACAACCAGGACUCCCUCCAACCUCCCAGCUGAUUUCUAUAAAGAUGGCUUCCUCAUCAGGACUGAGUCUACAGGACAGAUGACCAUCCACCCUGUUUCCAAGUCUGAUGAAGGCCUCUACCACUGCAACAUCUCUGGUUAUGGACCGUCUCCACCCAGCCGGCUGGCUGUGGCAGGUGAGCCAGUUUCUCUGACAUGA
Molecule: messenger RNA, 626 nt
Organism: Myripristis murdjan (pinecone soldierfish)
Lineage: Eukaryota; Metazoa; Chordata; Actinopteri; Holocentriformes; Holocentridae
Product: low affinity immunoglobulin gamma Fc region receptor II-a-like
Exons: 4
Coding region: 36-626 (196 amino acids)
Biological process (GO): immune response; cell surface receptor signaling pathway
Cellular component (GO): external side of plasma membrane
Molecular function (GO): transmembrane signaling receptor activity
Source: RefSeq, a predicted model, not a curated record